Jatropha curcas is the source of this 1649-nucleotide messenger RNA. It is a transcript of the gene ARP7, whose product is annotated as actin-related protein 7. The record is from RefSeq and is a predicted model, not a curated record. Lineage: Eukaryota; Viridiplantae; Streptophyta; Magnoliopsida; Malpighiales; Euphorbiaceae.
AAAAAGCUCUCUUCAGGGCACCAGAGUAGUUUCAACUUUCAAAUCAGUAUCCGCGCUAACUGAAAAUUAGCUCAAAGAGAGGCUACAGUUGCAGUAGUUUACAGUUAUUGCCAUUUGCCAUAAAAAAGCCAGAAAUAGACUACAUUUUGCUGUUUCAUUGUACUAAAUUUUUGUAUGCGCACAAUUUAACUAUAGAUAACAGCCUAGGGUUUUGGGGUUUUGGAGUUAAGCGUCGAAAAUGGAAGCAGCAGUCAUAGAUGCUGGAUCUAAGUUUCUCAAAGCUGGCACGGCGGUUCCAGAUCAAGCCCCGCCCAUGAUAAUUCCUACCCAAAUGAAGCGUGUGCUUGAAGAUGGUACGUCAGCUGAUAGUUCAUUAUUUGGGGAUAUCAAUGUUGAUCCAGUUGUUCGAGGUUAUAUAAGAGAUUGGGAUGCUAUGGAAGAUUUGCUGCAGUAUGUUCUGUACACAGGGCUUGAAUGGGAAGAGGGCAAUGAAGGACAAAUCUUGUUUACUGAUCCUCUUUCUACCCCUAAGUCUGUCAGGGAACAAUUGGUGCAAUUGAUGUUUGAAACAUUUAAUGUUUCGGGGUUUUAUGCAUCAGAGCAAGCAGUUUUAUCCCUUUAUGCAGUUGGGCGUAUAUCUGGAUGCACAGUUGAUAUUGGUCAUGGGAAGAUAGAUAUUGCGCCAGUAAUUGAAGGUGCUGUUCAGCACAUUGCUUCUAGAAGAUUUGAAAUUGGUGGUACUGAUUUGACUAAGUUACUAGCCCAAGAACUGGCUAAAUCUAAUCCUUCCAUGAAUCUCAAUGUUGCUGAUGUUGAGAUAAUAAAAGAAAAGUAUUCCUGUUGUGCUGAAGACGAGGUUGCUUAUGAGAAGACCCAACAGUCAAGUGAGAGCGAAGAGCAUACCCUUCCUGAUGGACAGGUGAUAAAAAUUGGAAAAGAAAGAUAUACUGUUGGUGAGGCUUUAUUCCAACCAUCAAUAUUGGGUUUAGAGGCACAUGGAAUUGUUGAGCUGCUUGUUCGUAGCAUUUCAACAGUCUCUUCUGAGAACCACCGGCAGCUGUUGGAAAAUACUGUACUUUGUGGUGGCAUAACUUCUAUGCCUGGUUUUGAAGAUAGGUUCCAGAAAGAAGCUAGCCUGUGCUCAUCAGCUAUUCGUCCUUCACUUGUAAAGCCCCCAGAAUAUAUGCCAGCUGAGUUGACUCAGUAUUCAGCAUGGGUAGGGGGUGCCAUUCUUGCUAAAGUAGUAUUCCCUCAAAAUCAGCAUGUUACCAAGGGGGAUUACGAUGAAGCUGGACCAUCCAUUGUUCACCGGAAAUGCUUUUGAGACUCUGCAUACAAGUGAGUUAAAUUUUUUUGUCCAUUCCUACUUGUAUUAUAAUAGGUGGUUAUCAUGUAACAAAACCAUAGAUUGACUUAGUUAUUAACUGGGGAAAAUGGAAACUUUCCAAAUGGCUCUGAUGCAUGUUGGUGCAGUUGACUAGUUAGUUCUUACCUUUUGAAAAUGAUCUUGUGACUUUGCUCAUUUUUAUAUAAUGUUACAAGUUAAUUGAGCAAUUAUGUGUCGAGCAGAACUAUUUACAUUUGAAACGAUGACAGUUCCUGGUGUUUCUGAAAUGACUAUCGGAUAAUCUACAUUUUCUAUUGUAUUA